CCCCUGUGAGACUCAGUCUAGAUCCCAGACACAAAGUUGUGAAUCACCCUUCAUUAUUUUGGUACAUAAGAGGAGAGAAAGGAACCCAAAAGAGCUGGAAAGAGAGUUCCCGGCCGUCCUCAUGAUGCUUUCAGCCCUGAGUGCCACCAUCAUCCUGGCCGCUUGUGUGUCCUGUGCUGCAGUGGAGCUAGAUGGGGAGGAGUCCAACUUGACAAGGGCAGAGCAGAUCAAUGACAUCCAGAAAAAAGUCAGCGACCUCUGGCACAAGCUCGUCUAUGUGAAACCGGUCACCUCAGGCAAUGAUGAACGCACUAUCUAUGCCACCUGCCAGGUAAAGCCUUCUUCUACUUUGGAGGCCAAUAAAUCCCAAGUGACAGGGCAAGUCCUGUUUAAACAGCUCUAUCCAGAUGGGAAGAUGAAUAUCUUCUUUGAUCUGGCUGGGUUUCCAGUAGAUACCAGGAAUGCCUCUGCCAGGGCUAUUCACAUCCACAAGUUUGGGGAUCUCAGCAAUGGCUGUGAUGGAACCUCCAGCCACUAUAACCCCCAUUCGGUAGACCACCCCCACCACCCAGGGGACUUUGGGAACUUCCCUGUAAAGGACGGCAAGAUCAGAAAGUUCCGAUCCAAUUUUUCAGCUUCUCUCUUUGGGCCCUACUCUGUCCUGGGCAGGGCCAUUGUAGUUCAUGAGCAAGAGGAUGACCUUGGCAAAGGUAACAACAAGGGUAGCCUGGAGCAUGGCAAUGCUGGGAAGCGCCUGGCCUGCUGUGUCAUUGGCAUCUGUGGGCCAGAGCUCUGGAACAAGGUCUUGGACAAUGUCGAACAGAGAAAGAGGAGGAGAGAAAGUGAAGGCAAGACUGCCUGAAGCAAAGAUUUCUGCAGGCCCUUGGUCCACAUCCUGGUCAAGUUAAUCAUCUCUGGCAAACACCCCCAGGUGGUUAGAAUGCUGGCAUGAGGCUUGGUCUUUAGCUGUACUUGUAAGAAGUGCUCCCAUGGAGCUGCUUCGCUUUGGGAGAAAUUCUACUUUCUGUGUGUCAUGCAAUAAAGAAGCUUCAAUACAAUA
This is a messenger RNA of Trichosurus vulpecula (common brushtail), 1060 nucleotides long. RefSeq names its product superoxide dismutase 3 (gene SOD3). Gene Ontology annotation, molecular function: copper ion binding; superoxide dismutase activity. Bases 122 to 862 code for a protein of 246 amino acids. The transcript is spliced from 2 exons. NCBI's taxonomy places the organism in Eukaryota, Metazoa, Chordata, Mammalia, Diprotodontia, Phalangeridae. Gene Ontology annotation, biological process: removal of superoxide radicals. The record is from RefSeq and is a predicted model, not a curated record.